Messenger RNA from Dreissena polymorpha, 3640 nucleotides. RefSeq lists its product as uncharacterized. Bases 71 to 1030 code for a protein of 319 amino acids. The record is from RefSeq and is a predicted model, not a curated record. The transcript is spliced from 11 exons. NCBI's taxonomy places the organism in Eukaryota, Metazoa, Mollusca, Bivalvia, Myida, Dreissenidae.
UUUUUAGUUUCGAUUUGAUACAUAUCGAAAGUAAAACAAUAUUUAUAAUUAUAAGUAGAUUAAUUGUAGAAUGUUUACAAGUGCCGCGACGAACAUAGACAUGGAUAGAUUACAUGAAUCUGACGGUGGCUGUGAAGUUGAAGACCUUUUAAACAAGAAAGACUCAGCCAUUGUGGUAUUAAAUGAUCAUCAGUCUUCAUAUGGAUCCACGGAUCCAACAAACAACAGAUGUUUCCAGUUUAUUAGAAAUAAUAAGAAAUGUGCACUUGGUCUGUGUAUAACAAUAGCUACUGUUACUAUUGGAUAUGGAGUGCUAGCUGCCAAAGUGGUCCAUAACAAAUCAGACUGCGAAUCACAGCAUAAUGCUAGCUUAGCUACAGUCGAACAGUAUAUUCAAUCACCAAACGUAGAAAAAGUGCUUCAGAAAGAUGAUGAUUAUAGUGCAAACCCUAAUGGUCUGUGCUAUCCAAAUAUCUGUAAAAAGUGUUCAAUAAACAUCCCUGCAAAUACAUCAAGAUUAGAAGGACGGUCCUGUCCAUACAGAAAGCAAGAAUGUUAUCGGUGCAACGACACAUGUCUGGAGGCAGACGUCAUCCGGGAAAAGAUAAACGAGCACAUCAAUUGCAACAACUUCCAGACAUCUAUUGAUUGCUGCAUCGUGUUGUCAGUAAGCGGAGACAAACAAUGCGGUUAUCACGGUGAUCUUGUCUGCAUCAAUUCUACAUACACACCGGUUUGUCAAUGUCAUCUCGGAUGGACAGGUCCUUUCUGCAAUAAAACAGACUUGGUUAAGACAUUGUGCAAAUGUGAUGUAAGCAAUCAGACAAUGGCCGAUGAAAAUAAAGCACCCAACUGUUCCAGCGUUGUUCGUCCUAAAGACUGGCUUUUUUGUAUCCACUGGUUGAGGAAUGGUUCAAAGUGCAUAUGUGCCAAUAAUACAUCUGGCUUCUUCAAUGAUGAAAAAGGCAUUGUUGAUUGCUUUUAUGACAUACCACAUGAAAGACCACAUGAACAUUACUCGCAUCCAUAACUAAUUAUAGCUGCAGUAGGUUGACGUGAAUGUUCUCCGCGUGGAACAACGAAUCUCCGAGGCAUUGUCUCUUAGCACGAAGAAAUGACGACCUCGCUUGGUUGACUGUUUUUUGGUUUUGUGCAACUUUUUGUGCAACUUAUUACAAAAUAAUUAGAAUGGUUAAGAAUUAGCUAAUCGUUAUCUAAAAAUAAUAUGUUUAUUGCGAAUAAAUAUGUCGGUUUGCUCAAGACAGAGCUAAUUUAAACUUUAAUUCUAAUACUGUUAACAAUAAAUUGAAACGAUAUUCAAACAGCUAUAUUUGUAUCACAACGUCAUUAAAAGCGUAUUUUUACAAAUUACGUAAAUGGACUUUAACGAUUUACUGCUUUUGUAUGAAACUUAUAAAUUACGAAUACUUAUUGUACUAUUAUAAAAAUAAAUUAAUUUCGUUUUUAAAGCGAUUACGUGUAAGAGCAAUAUAACAUUGCUUAAAGUUUACUUAACCUAUUUAGGUUGUUCGAUAAACCGCUUAAUAACUGGUAAACCGGGUGUUAUUUGCAACUAGUGCCUGCAAUAAAUUGACAUAUGUUACACAGAAAAAAUCCUUGCUCUUGGACAAGCGAUGGAACAUUUUAACUAGCCUGUGUCUGAAAUUAUUGCAUUGAAGGGGCCUUUUCACGUUUUGGUACAUUUACAAAAUUUAAAAAAAUGUUUCAGAUUCGCAAAUGUUCGUUUUAGUUAUGAUAUUUGUGAGGAAACAGUAAAAUUGAACAUUUACAAUGCUCUAAAAUAGACAUUAUAUGUAUCUUUUGACGAUUUACAUUUAUAAAGCGUUGCAACGCGAAACGAUUGAAUAAUUUUGAGAGUUCCGUUGUUUUUCUUAUAUUUUGUGAAACUACGAGGAUUGGUUAUAUAAAGUAUAAAAUACAUCACUCAUUGUAUGAACACGGAUGGCCAAGUGGUCUAAGAGGUACACUUUACUCCAGGACUCCAGGGAUCAGUGGUUUGAGCCAUGUUGAUGGUUACUUUUUUUUCUUUCUUUUUUAAAUCUUGAUUUUUUACUGGAGCUUUUUAGAUCCAAUGGUUACAUUUAUUAAUAUAAAGCAUUUAAUGGCAAACUUCAAUACAUGCCAAAUUGUGUGAAAAAGCCCCUUUAAGUCAAUCAGGAUAUUUUUUUACCCAAAACAACAGAUCAAACAUCUUUAAAACCGAUUUAUCAUAGAGUAAGCUGCAAGUGCAUUUUUAAAACUUCACGUGGACGCGAUUUUCGUUAAACAUGAUAUUGAUGUUCGUCUUAUUAAAAAACAAAUACGUUUGUUGUCGCUGAUACAGUAAUGUGCAUAAGUGCAAAGUCAAGAUACCCAUGUUGGACGGGCCAACGAGAUUUUACAUUUUGGGAUUUUUAUGAAAAUAAGCAUCUCGCUAUUGUUAACUUGUUUAUUAGGUUAUUGGUCUGGAUAUAUAGUGUUAUUUAUCAUACCAUCGAUUUUGAUAUAUGCCUGAUAUAACGUUGCCUGAUAUAUUUUUAUAUCAUGGUCAACAGUUAGUUCUUUUAUCAGUCAUGUGUGGAGGAUGGUCAUAUUACUCGGAAUCAACUAUAGUAAUCAUUGUUAAAAAAUCGAAUCAGAUUCAACAAAACAAACCAUUUUAUACCAAGAUGUAAUAUAUUUUAAACACAAGAUGCAACACAAACAGCAAAAAAAUCAUUUUUUUUUUAAACUAAGCGCGCGUGCUCAUGACGUCAUUAUUAACACGUCAAACGACAAAAGUAAUAUUCUUUCCCGCUAAAACUGCAGCUUUUAGCGAUUUUUUUUAUUAUUUCUUUAAAAUCGGGGACGUAGAGGUCUGAUGAACAGAAAAAAACAGGUUACUGCCUUAUCUUUUUGCAAUAUAUCAGGCUCGGCACGAAUAAAAUAACAGCUCGGCAAGCCUCGUCGUUAUAUUGUUAUAAGCUUUGCCUGAUAUAUUACAAAAAGAUCAGGCAGUUACCUGUUAUUCUCUAUAUUUUAGCAAAAAAAAAACGAAUGUCUGAAAAGGUCAUCUAAAUGCGUUAAACAAACAGCCGUCUUAAACGGUAUGUCGCAGUUAUUCGUGAGAUGAUUAUGAUUAUGCUUGUGGUUGCAUUUUUAAUCAUUAUUGCAUGACAUGUUUUACUUUUUGUUUUGUUCAAAUAAGUGACCAGUAUUUUUAUGAAUUUUUUUGCAAGUGUGUGAAUAUUAUUUGUUUUCGAACGAUGCCUGAAGUUAGCGUCAUCUAACAAAUCACACUGCAGUGCUUAGUUAUGUAAUUGUAUUCGUGUAUAAGUUCAAUAAACAAAGCAAUUGUAAAUUGUGUUUCAAGAAGUGCACAUGUUUGGAGAAUACAAAUACUUUGGUUGUUCAGAUUUUGUUGGAUGUUUUUAUUCUGAAUACAUUGAGGUAACAUAUACUCAAAACCAUUGACGUUUUGCAAAGAAUAUCUAUUACAUGAAUACCAAAUGCUUGCAUUGGAUAAAGCUGAUUGUUGCACAAGUUUUGUUUGAUUUGUCUUUAUUCAAGGAGUAUAUUAAACGAUGAUGCAUGCUGCAUUGAAUAAUAUAUUUUCACAUGUCUUAUUAAUGUUUAUGCUGCCAUUAAAACAUAAGUAUUG